This is a messenger RNA of Vespa velutina, 1915 nucleotides long. RefSeq names its product juvenile hormone acid O-methyltransferase (gene jhamt). The coding region runs from base 790 to 1665 and encodes 291 amino acids. The transcript is spliced from 6 exons. NCBI's taxonomy places the organism in Eukaryota, Metazoa, Arthropoda, Insecta, Hymenoptera, Vespidae. The record is from RefSeq and is a predicted model, not a curated record.
UAUCUGAGAUAUUAAGAGAGAGAGAGAGAGAGAAAGAGAGAAAGAAAGUAAAAGAACAAGUAGAGACAAAAAGAAAAAGAGACGGAGACAGAGAGAGAGAGAGAGAGAGAGGGAAAGAUCAUAGUCUAAAACAUGAUAUCUCUUUGACUCGUUCAGAUAUCAAAUUAGGCUAAAAAAAUAGAAGGGCCAAUUUAAGAUGACCGACAAGAGGACAUCUCUCGACAUGGGGGUUGCUAUCGCUCGUCAAGAAAGGUCGAUGGAAGGUCAUAAAAGAUCGACCGAUCGUAGAUAAAAGACAAAAGCGACAGAGAAUCGUCGUGAUAUCUCAGAUGUUACGAGCCGAGACGUAUUUCGGGUCAACCCGGUGGAUCCUUCGAACCAAGAGUCGAGUUUUCAGGCUCGGUCAUUGAACUUCCGAGGUCUGCAUGGUCCCAUGGGCCUUCUUCCCCCUUUCUCCUCCCCCUUCCUCCCUCUUCAACUUCUCCUCUCGUCGAAAUAUAACCAAAGUGAGAGAAAAGAAUUCGGAUAUUGAGGUAGGUACGAAUAGGAGUAGGGGAGAGUGUGGUUUAAAGAAAAAAGAAGUAAGAGAGUAAGAAAAAAAUGAAAUGAAACGGGUAAGACGAGAAGAGGAAAGGAAGAAAGAAGAGGAGAGAGAUAGAGCAAGAAAGUUGCUCUCUUGUGUAGGGGAGUCACCGAAUAUAAAUACGAAACUCGGGUCGAAAAGUCAGUAGUCAGGAGGUUCGCGGGCAUGGUAUUGAAUGCUCGGAGCAACUAGUUACAUGUAUUAAGAUGGAGAAAGUCGACGAGUAUUUGAAUGCAAGCAAAUUACAAUAUCACGAUACCUCCGAAAUCGUAGAGGAAUUUGACAAAGAGUUAAGGGAGAUGCAUGGACGAUGCAUCGACCUUGGUUGCGGCCCAGGACAGGUUACUGUAGAACUGAUCUUACCAAGAUUGCCACGGGAAUCCGUGAUAAUCGGAGUUGAUGUAUCAAACGCCAUGUUGGAACACGCAACGAAAAAUUAUCGCGAAAAUCCACGCCUAUCUUUUCUUCAUCUGGACAUUGAAACUUCAAAUUUGCCGCAGGAACAAAUAGCACGAUACGACAAUGCCGUCUCCUUUUACUGUCUUCAUUGGUGUCACAAUACGCGAUCUUUCGCUUACGUGCUUAGGCUGGCCUUCGAGAAUAUCUUCAAAUUACUUCGACCUGGUGGCAAGGCAUUGAUUAUGUUCCUCGCAUACAACGACGGUUUCGAUGCCUACGUCAGAAUACAUGAGAAUCCACGUUAUCAACCGUACAUGCAGGAUGCUCAUAAAUUCGUCCCGUACUUUCAUCGUAGCAACGAUUCGAGAGGCGCUCUUAGAUCCAUCCUCGAGGAUAUCGGAUUCAAUGUUCUGCAUUGCAGCAAACGAGAAAAGAGCUUUGUAUAUCAGAACAUUCAAAGUUUAAAAAAACACGCAUUAGCUGUUAAUCCUUUUAUAUCGAGAAUACCAGAGGGUGAUUUAAAGGAAGAAUUCGAAGACAUUCUGAUCCGAGAAAUUAUCAGCCGAAAAAUUCUAUUUCCAAAUAAGGCCGACAAAUGUCAACAAGAGUAUAGCGUAUUAGAUAGAUAUCACAUUUUGGUGACGUAUAUGGAGAAACCUUAUACUAACGUAACUACGAAAUAAAUAAUAAAAGUAUCUAAUGUCGUUCGAUAAGAGAAAAAAAGAAAGAAAGAACGAUUAAAAAAAAAAAAAAAAAAAAAAAAAAAAAAAGAGAGAGAAAAAAAAGAAAAUAAGGAGGAAAACAAAAUGAGCAAAUGAAAACGAUGUUACAGAUAUCAACGGGUUAUAUCAUAACGCCUUUUAAUUAGAAACCAUUGAUAGAAAUUGAAAUGAUAAAAGGAAAAAAGACAAGAAGAAGAAAGAUAAAGAUUAA